This is a messenger RNA of Rhopilema esculentum, 2222 nucleotides long. RefSeq names its product ceramide synthase 1. Lineage: Eukaryota; Metazoa; Cnidaria; Scyphozoa; Rhizostomeae; Rhizostomatidae. Gene Ontology annotation, cellular component: membrane. The record is from RefSeq and is a predicted model, not a curated record. Gene Ontology annotation, biological process: ceramide biosynthetic process. Gene Ontology annotation, molecular function: sphingosine N-acyltransferase activity.
GGUCACGAAAAUUUAUCAGACGAUUAAACGAGCAUUGCAGUGGUUUCUAAUAGGCCAUUUGGAACUGUCUCCACCACACGAGGAUGGCAAAUAUUGGCAGCUCUGCUAAAUAUUUGGAAAGUGGAUGAGCCAAGGUAGUCCUUGAACAGAAUCAUGGUUUCUUUUCUGUCCAUAUUCAGUCUCAUUUGGGAGACGUGUAAAUCGGAAUGGCACAACAGAGGACCAUCGAAAGACUUCCUAGCCGAAUUCUGGUACGAGAUGAAGGAUUAUCUUACACUGCAGAAACAAGAUUUUGGAUUCAUCUUUUUGUUUGCACUCAUGAUUUCAUUGUUCCGACAACAGACAGCUACCAGGCUCCUUAAGCCAUUAGCACAAAAAUUCAAGUUCAGAAGCAAGGACAAGCUAGUUUUCCCAGAGAGUUGUUUUAAGCUGUUGUUGUAUUUCAUAUUUUACACUAUAGAGUGUGUCAUUUUGCUGUUGUUGUAUCCAACAUUUCUAACAGACCCAUUGGCACCAUGGAGAGGCUGGCAUGUUGGAAUGGCAGUGUCCUCUGAAAUUUACUGGAUUUAUGUUGCAGAGGCAGGAUUCUAUGUCCAUGGUAUAUAUGGAGUUUUUUUCUUGGAUGUAUGGAGGGAUGAUUCUACUUUGAUGGUCUUGCAUCACAUCCUAACAAUUUGCUUGAUUGUUUUCUCAUUGGGACUCAGGUAUCACCGAAUGGGUCUGGUGGUUCUUUUUCUACACGACAUUGCCGAUGUUUUCUUGGAAUUCACAAAAGUUGUAAAGUGUUUUCAAAACCGAAAGAACAGUAACAAACCAAUUUAUGGUCACAUUGUUACACUAGGAUUUGUCUGCUUUGCAUUAUCUUGGAUUAUAUGCAGAAUGGUUGUCUAUCCUAUUUCUGUUUUAUUUUCUGCUGGACACGAAGGAAGAAAAAUCCUGCCUGAUGCACCCUUUUAUUUCUUCUUCAAUGGCUUACUUUGGAUUUUGUUUGGAAUGAAUUUUUACUGGUCAUGUUACAUUGUUCGUUUGGUGUAUCGCGUUUUGACAAACCGUUCAAGAGGUAUUGAAGACCCAAGGGAAGAGUCAUUAACUAAUGAAGAAUUUCAAAAUGUAGAUGACAUCCAGCACGUAAAACCGGCUGAAAAAGCAAAAGUGAUUAAUGGCAACAGUGGUAUUCAUCCUUUCAUUCAGAAGAGAGCAAAGAGUGGUAGUGCAAGAUCUUCUACGUUUGAAUCCAAAAACAACAACAAAUUUAAAGAGAGUGUUAUAUUUGAGCUUGCAGCAAAGAAAGAACAUUUUAAUUGAUUUAUUACUCAAAUAUGGUUCACAGUGAUGAGAGAGUUUAGCAAAAAAUAUUAAUUUUGGUUUUCUAAAAUAUGGCUUUUGGCUCCCAUAAUUUUAUUUUUUUAUGUUUGUAGAAGCAUGCCUAGGUUUUUUCAUGGGAAUGAAGUGAAGAUGCUGCUGGUUUCAGUCACUUCACCAUGCACAACUUUUUCAGCUUCCAUGCAUGCUUUUCUACUCCCCACCAUUAGAAGCUGAAUUUUUCAAGUAAAUCCCUGUAUUGCUGUCCUUUUACAGCUAGUUUAUUUGUUUCAUUGAUAAGUGAUCAAAAUAAAAGACAUUGAAAAGGUCUUGUGGUUUUUGCCACCUGCUCAAAAGGCUGUCAGCAUUUUAACAAUAAAUUUGUGCCAUUUAUUCAGAAGAAUCUGCACCAGGAGGUGUGAACAGAGUUCAAGCCUGUUUGCCAAUACUUGCUGAUACAACUUCUGUUUUGACAAUUUCAAAAUGACUAAGCAUUAUUACCUACAGUAUAAUCCGGUUAUAACGUACUUUAAGGGACCAGCAUAUUAAGUAUGUUAUAUCCGAAGUACGUUGUAACAAGGGUAAGUAAAAAUUGAUUAAAACCAAGCACACCUUUUGCUGGGAUCCAGCACACCAGUGCGUUAUAUCCGAAAGUCUGUAAUAACCAAGUACGUUAUAACGGGAUUCUACUGUACUUAAGUACAGAAAUGUUCCAAAAUAGUUCUUAAUAUAUGCUUUGAAUUUUUGCCAACUUUAUGCAAUUUAAUAGAAAUGAAAAUUUGCUUUAUAUAAUUUAUUUCUCAAGAAUUUCAUAGCUGUAUUUCAAAUUUAUUUGAGACUGACUUAAUAUAUAUAAAUAGAUGAUUUAAAUUGUUUCUAGUUUGAAAUGCUGUUGUAUUUGUUACACAGAUGAUUGUUGA